GCAGCUCCGGGGAACCCGGGCCCGGCACACUGAUAUCCCGACAUCCUGAGCGCUGCAUUCCCAGCAGGACGACGCCGAAGCGGUUUUCUGCAUCGUUCUGUCGUCUUUCUCAGCCUUGUUUCCCACCGCUGCUGCUUGUUUUUACCUCCAUUGUCCCACCAUGCAGCGUGAACCGCCGAAGAAGAAGCAAGAGAAGUCGGAAAAGCGGCUCUUUGACCCCACAUCCUUCGGGAAGGACCUGCUGGCAGGCGGGGUCGCAGCGGCUGUGUCCAAGACCGCGGUGGCCCCCAUCGAGCGGGUGAAGCUGCUGCUGCAGGUGCAGGCAUCGUCCAAGCAGAUCAGUGCCGAGGCGCAGUACAAAGGCAUGGUGGACUGCCUGGUGCGGAUUCCCCACGAGCAAGGUUUCUUCAGUUAUUGGCGUGGUAAUUUGGCAAAUGUUAUCCGAUAUUUUCCAACACAGGCUCUAAAUUUUGCUUUUAAAGACAAAUACAAACAACUUUUCAUGUCUGGAGUAAAUAAAGAAAAACAGUUCUGGAGGUGGUUUUUGGCAAACCUAGCUUCUGGUGGAGCUGCUGGAGCAACAUCCUUAUGUGUCGUUUAUCCGCUAGACUUUGCCCGAACCCGAUUAGGUGCUGAUAUUGGAAAAGGUCCUGAAGAGCGACAAUUCAAGGGUUUAGGUGACUGUAUUAUAAAAAUAGCAAAAUCAGAUGGAAUUGUUGGUUUGUACCAAGGAUUUGGUGUUUCAGUUCAGGGUAUCAUUGUGUACCGAGCCUCCUAUUUUGGAGCAUAUGACACAGUUAAGGGCUUAUUACCAAAACCAAAGGAAACCCCAUUUCUUGUCUCCUUUUUCAUUGCUCAAGUUGUGACCACAUGCUCUGGAAUUCUCUCUUAUCCCUUUGACACAGUUAGAAGACGCAUGAUGAUGCAGAGUGGUGAGGCUGAACGGCAAUAUAAAGGAACAUUAGACUGCUUUGUGAAGAUACACCAACAUGAGGGAAUCAACGCAUUUUUUCGUGGUGCCUUCUCCAAUAUCCUUCGUGGUACAGGGGGUGCUUUGGUGUUGGUACUAUAUGAUAAAAUUAAAGAAUUCCUUAAUAUUGAUAUUGGAGGUAGUUCAUCAGGAGAUUAAGAAAUACAUGUAUUUAACUUGUUAAACAUACAAAUUAUAUAGCUGCCAUUUGUAUACAAUUUAAUAGAGUGUUAUUACUGUCAAUAUUUUUUAGAAUCCUAAUUCUACAAUAAAGCAUAUGCUUUUUCAAGGAUUUUAAAUACUAAAAAUCAGAUAAAUGUGGGUUUCCUUCCUACUUAGACUCAAACUUUAAUGAGACAUAUGACUUAUAAGUAGUAUGUGUUAUAUCUAUUAGUUUAAAAUCUUUUUCUUUUCUGAUGAAAAAUUAAAAUGUAUAACACUAAAAUCUAAGAAAUGAAAGCAUAUUCUUUUUAAAUGCUCUUCUCUUAAUAUAACUGUCUUCUCAUCUUUUAAAAUCAUAUGAUAUGACAAAUAUUAAAAGCUUAUCAGGAGAUGGCAUCAUAUUUAUGGGCAGAAGUAAACUUUCUUCUACAACAUCUCUAUUAAGACAGCUCAGGUAUUACUAUGUAUAGUUUAUUUUAUCAUAUACCUGUUAUAAGCACAGAUUCUAGAUCUGAUCAUAAAAAAUUGAUGACUUUAUGAUAGUAUAAACAUGUGGAUGGAAAAGAUAUAAAAUGGUGUGCCUACUUUUAUCUUUAAAAUAAAAUUUGGCUAAUGUGAAUAUAUCUUGGAACAAAAAAUAUACCUUUGAGAAUGUUUGUGUCUCUGUAUUGAUAAUAAAGUUUAAAACUGUUAUAUAUGAGCUUUUU
This is a messenger RNA of Zalophus californianus (California sea lion), 1839 nucleotides long. It is a transcript of the gene SLC25A31, whose product is annotated as solute carrier family 25 member 31. Gene Ontology annotation, molecular function: ATP:ADP antiporter activity. NCBI's taxonomy places the organism in Eukaryota, Metazoa, Chordata, Mammalia, Carnivora, Otariidae. The coding region runs from base 161 to 1129 and encodes 322 amino acids. Gene Ontology annotation, cellular component: mitochondrial inner membrane. Gene Ontology annotation, biological process: mitochondrial ATP transmembrane transport; mitochondrial ADP transmembrane transport. The transcript has 6 exons. The record is from RefSeq and is a predicted model, not a curated record.